AUGCUGUUUGGAGUAAAGCUGGCCAACGAGAUCUAUCCUCCUUGGAAAAGCUCUUAUAUUGACUAUGAGGGCCUGAAAAAACAUUUGAAGGAAGAUAACGUGAAGGAUAGAGCCAACGAUAAAAGAUCAUACUGGGAUGAUUCGGAUGAGUCUAGAUUCGUGGAAGAAUUGGAUAAGGAACUUGAGAAAGUUUACGGUUUUCAGCUGAAGAAAUAUAACAAUCUAAUGGAGAGAUUGACCCAUUUGGAAAAACAAACGGAUUCAGAAACUGCUAUUAAGACCCUAGACGCUGAUGCAUUCCAACGCAUCUUGGAAGAGCUGCUGAGCGAGUCUACUGAGCUAGACAAUUUCAAAAGAUUGAAUUUUACUGGAUUUGUUAAGAUUGUCAAGAAGCAUGAUAAGUUGUAUCCAAAGUAUCCAUCUGUAAGGUCCUUAUUGGAAGUCCGGUUAAAGGAACUGCCUUCCCAUUCGGAGGAAUACUCCCCAUUAUUAUAUCGUAUUUCAUUCUUGUACAACAUUUUGAGAAGUAACUUCAAUACCGUGUCUCAAUCGUUAGCCAGUGCUUCUAAGUUUUCUAGCAUUGCCAGUAAUGACAUAGACAUGAAUUUCAAGAGUUUCAAAUUUUGGAUACAUAGUGAUAAUUUAAUGGAAGUUAAAACAAGGAUCUUGAGACAUCUUCCUGUUUUGGUUUACGCUAAUGUUCCCUCUGAGAACGAUGACUUAGUCAAUAGAUUCGAAUCAGAUUUAUUGAAUAAUGAUGAGAUUGUGGCUAGCUCAAGUUCUAGUAGUAGUGCAGAACAUGGCUUGGGAGCACGCUCCUACGAUCCAUUAAUCAACACCCUAUAUUUUGACAAUGAACACUUCGAACUAUAUAACAACAAGUUAUUGAAAUUAAAUUCAGCACCAACUUUAAGAUUUAGGUGGACUGGUCAAUUAUCUGAUAAGCCGGAUAUCUUCUUAGAGAAGAAAACUCUUAUUGAAGAUGAAGCCACCGGGAAAUCUGAAUUUGAUCUUACUAAAUUACAGCUGAAGCAAAAAUUCAUCAAUGGGUUUAUUUUUGAUGGUGAUAAAAAAUUCAAAGAGCAAACUUUGAAAAAAUUAAAAGAAAGCGGUACCUCAGAGAGAGACUUGGAAAAAUUAAAAGAAGACUUCGCCGAUAUUCAAAACUUUAUCAUCAAGGAUGAAUUGCAACCAGUUUUCAGAACUGUUUACACCAGAACUGCUUUCCAGAUUCCUGGAGAUGAUAAGAUAAGAGUAACGAUUGAUUCUAACAUUGUAUUCAUCAAAGAAGAUUCGUUUGACAGAGAACGUCCAAUUAGAGAUCCUAAUACCUGGCAUAGAACCGAUAUUGAUACAAAUGUUGCAAAUCCCUUAAAAUUUUUGAGGGAAGGUGAAUAUGUCAAGUUUCCCUACUCAGUAAUGGAAAUUAAAGUUAAAAGCUCAUUGGAUUCUUCAGUGUCAGCUAGUUCAAUGAUUUCCAAUGUAAAACUGCCUAAAAAGCAUGGUCAAUGGUUGAACGAUUUGACGAAUUCACACCUAGUUAAAGAAAUUCCAAAGUUUUCUAUCUUCGUGCAAGGUGUGGCAUCAUUGUAUGGGGAAGAUGAAAAAUUAGAUAUCUUGCCAUUCUGGCUACCGGACUUGGAAACAGACAUUAGACAAGAUCCUAAGCAGGCCUAUGAGGAGGAAAAAAAAAAAUUGCAAAGACAAAAAGAGAUACAAAAGAAAAUUGAUGGCAUGAGAAGGCUUUCCAGCAUCAAUGAACCUCAACACCAAGUUCCAGAACUAGUAUCUCAUGAGGAAACUCAGCGUAUUACUUCUCGAGGUGAUUUGGAAGCUGACGGCUCAUCUGAUGAGGAAAUUCAGCAAGAACCUCACUCGAAAAGAUCAAGGAAAACCAGAAGAAGAAAACCCAAAGCUACCUUCUUGAGAAUUUUAGCUGGAAGAGACCCAAAGUUAAUGGGUGUAGAUUCUGAAGAAGAGGAAAUUGAGUUGCCACCUGGCGUGAAAAAGCCAUUACAUUUAUUGAAAAAUGCUGGCCCGGUAAACGUGGAGGCAAAGGUUUGGCUUGCUAAUGAACGUACAUUUAACAGAUGGCUAAGUGUAACUACUUUAUUGAGUGUUCUAACAUUCUCAAUUUACAACUCGGUGAAAAAAGCUGAAUACCCCACUCUGGCUAACUACAUGGCAUACGUUUAUUUUGGCCUAACGCUAUUCUGUGCUUUAUGGUCCUAUUCUGUCUACAUGAAAAGGGUUGAUAUUAUCCAACAAAGAAGUGGUCAACACUUAGAUGCCCCCCUUGGACCAAUCUUAGUUGCUAUCGUUUUAUUUGUUACAUUAGUGGUUAACUUUGUUAUGGCGUUUAGGAACGCAGCAAAGUCUCGCCAAGAGUUGCAGGUACAAAAUUUAGGAGUUUCUGAAAGAAUACCAGAAGUAUUAAGGCCACUUCAGAAUCAUUUAUUCAAAUUAAUGGGUCCAAGCAGUAAUUAA
Molecule: messenger RNA, 2487 nt
Organism: Saccharomyces mikatae IFO 1815
Lineage: Eukaryota; Fungi; Ascomycota; Saccharomycetes; Saccharomycetales; Saccharomycetaceae
Gene: VTC2
Product: vacuolar transporter chaperone
Exons: 1
Coding region: 1-2487 (828 amino acids)
Cellular component (GO): vacuolar transporter chaperone complex; fungal-type vacuole membrane
Source: RefSeq, a predicted model, not a curated record